This is a messenger RNA of Pseudogymnoascus verrucosus, 1184 nucleotides long. RefSeq lists its product as uncharacterized. Lineage: Eukaryota; Fungi; Ascomycota; Leotiomycetes; Thelebolales; Thelebolaceae. Gene Ontology annotation, molecular function: DNA-binding transcription factor activity, RNA polymerase II-specific; zinc ion binding. The transcript is spliced from 3 exons. Bases 81 to 1184 code for a protein of 367 amino acids. Gene Ontology annotation, biological process: regulation of DNA-templated transcription. The record is from RefSeq and is a predicted model, not a curated record.
AUGUAGCACGACUACCACACUGGCCACAACCACAAUCACACAACCACAUUUCGAAAAACACACACACGAACAAAGUGAAAAUGCCACUCCCGCGUCCACCAUCCCUCCCCUCCCCGCCAUCAACAGACAACGACGCUACGCAUAAAAGCAGUAAGUCGUCGAGUAAGCGGACGAAGACAUCCAAGCCGGGGCCGCGGGGGGGGAAGAGGGUAGUAGCGGCGACCGGAGGAGAGAGUGGGAGUAGGAGUCUCGAGAUGGGGGAUGGGAGGCAUAAGAGGGUUUGGAAGGCUUGUGAGAGGUGUAGGAUGAAGAAGACGAAGUGCGAUGGCGAAUCUCCCUGUAAACGCUGCCGCGACGACGGCCUCGUCUGCACCGCCGGCCACCGCAAAAAAGCAGAAUUCAAACAGCUCCCCCGCGGCUACGCCGAAGUCCUCGAGAACACCCAGUAUGCCCUCAUCGCCACUGUCCACAAGCUCUACGCCAUGGUCCUCGCCGGCGAGCAGUGGACCCUCGACCCGCCCGUCAUGAAUACGAGAGGGCAGCCGGUGAUCCACGAUAUUGCCGCCAAGCUGGGGUGUAUUCGCGCGGAUCCGUCGAGUGCGGCUGGGGGAGGGGCGGUGGAGCUCCCGGCUGAUGCGGCGGAGUUCGCAGAGUUACAACGCCAGUUAGAAAGUGAAGAGCGCGCGGGGGCCGGGGUGGGGGAGGAGAUGGGAGGGAUUUUGAGCGCCACGACGGGGCCGGAUAGUCCGUUUGGUGAUGACUCCUUCUGCGAGGACUUCGAGCCCGGAUUCGAGAUAGACGAUGAUUUCACCGACGUCGACGCCGCCGCUGGAUACGGCGACGUAUCACCCUUCUCCGAUAGCCCAUUUGGUGGCUUCAGUUUGGACGCCCUACAAGGCCUACCAACAGGGGCCUACGAGGAGUUCAUCCCCGCCUCCUCCUCCUCGCUCGUCAUCCCCACUGCCGCAGCAGCGGGACAAAUUCGCCUACCCUCCCAGCUUCAACUCACCCCGCAGCAGCAGCAACAAGCGGCGCUGGGGGCGCAGCAGGCGAGGCAGAUGCAGAUCCUGCAACAACAACAGCAGCAGCAGCAGGGUCUUGAUUUCAGGGAACAGCAUAAUCAGUGGGGGCCGGCGGCGAUGGAGGAGCAGAUGAGAGCGCUUAUGAAGAGGGGGCGGGUCUGA